AUGACAGUCAACAUACAAUAUGAAGUGUCUUACUUGACACAAGCUUCUAGAGAACAUGAAGAGGCUGCAUUAGCUAAUGCGCGUGUAGACGAAGCGAAUGCGAAUGCAAGAGAAGCUAUGGCUGAGACAGCAGAAUUGAAAAGGAAAUUUGAAGAAUUUCAGAAACAACUGUUUGCUUGGCAGUCAGGUCAGGCGGGUACUUUCACUAUUCCUUCUAGUGUCCAUCCUAGUGCCUAUGAUCAUUAUGAUGAUGACUCUGAUGGUCAGUCAUUGGAUCUAGAGGGAAUGAAUGAUGGAUGUUGA
Molecule: messenger RNA, 303 nt
Organism: Vicia faba (fava bean)
Lineage: Eukaryota; Viridiplantae; Streptophyta; Magnoliopsida; Fabales; Fabaceae
Source: the annotation of a GenBank genome assembly